GGGGUUUAACCCCCUGCACCACAGUGCUGGCCCUGGGAGUGUUUGUGUUUAAGAUAAGGCCACUUAGCAACCCCAGUUCCCGCAGAAAUGGGUGCAUUGUGUCCACCCAGAGGUGUGCACACAGACAUUGUGAGCCCAGCCACCCCGGGCGGCAGCUCCCAUUUGCCGUCCGUGGUGUAGCCAGCGGCAAAACCCACGUGGCCAUGGAAAGAGCUCGCUUCUGUCUCCAGCAACACAGAUAAAUCUCCCCAGAAUCUCCGUGAGCCAAAGAAAGCGGGCACAGAAGGGUGUGGAGGGUGAGGGUGCCUGGAGAGCGAGGCGGGGAGCAGGCGGUGACCUCCAGUGGUGGUGUCAGAGCGGGCUAUCCUCUGGGGAAAGGUGACCCUGGGAGGGCAGGAGGGCACUUCCCGGGGGGGCACGAGCCGAGCCGAGCUGGACGCGGAUGCUUCAAGAAGUUUGUGGAAAAUGGCGGGCGUUUGGCGCAGCAUAGGAUGCCGGUGCCCCGUGUCGGGGUCUGGGUCUGGGUUCUGGCUCCUCCGCCCUGGGGUCUGUCUGCUGCUGUUGCACCUGCGAGGCAGUGGCCGUGGCUCAAGGACCUGGGCUCCUGCUCCCCUGUGGGGGGGGGGCCUGGACGGAGUUCCUGCCUCCUGACGUCAUCCUGGCCCACACCUGGCUCCGGCGAGCUUUUAGGGAGUGCACGAGCAGAUGGAAGACCUGUCUCUCUCUCUCUCUGUCUAAUAAAAAUAAAUAAUUUAAAAAUUUGGUGGAAAAAUGGAAUUCAUUUAUUUUGGAGCAAAAAAAUGGAAACCUGUACAGUUUUCUCAUAGUACAUAUUUUCGGAGAACUUCAUGAAACUCUUCAGAAGUGUUUUUAUAAAUGCUUAUUUAUUCGAAAGGCAGAGAGCGAGCGAGUGAGAGCGAGCGAGAGAGAGCGAGCGAGAACUUCCCAUCCACUGGUUCCCUGCCCAGAGCCGCCUCCAGGUCUCCACGUGGGUGGCAGGGGCUGAGGUUCAUGAACCACCGAGUCCCCGCCCACAAGCGGUACCAGCCCACGGAGUACGAGCACGCAGCCAACUGUGCCACCCACGCCUUCUGGAUCGUCCCCAGCAUCCUUGGCAGCUCCAACCUCUACUUCUUGUCGGACGACGACUGGGAGACGCUCUCCGCCUGGAUCUACGGCCUGGGCCUCUGCGGCCUCUUCGUGGUGUCCACCGUGUUCCACACCGUCUCCUGGAAGAAGAGCCACCUCAGGACGGUGGAGCACUGUCUGCACAUGUCGGACCGCAUGGUCAUCUACUUCUUCAUAGCGGCCUCCUACGCGCCCUGGCUGAACCUCCGGGAGCUGGGCCCGUGGGCCUCCCACAUGCGCUGGCUGGUCUGGAUCAUGGCCUCUGUCGGCACGGUCUAUGUCUUCUUCUUCCACGAGCGGUACAAGCUUGUGGAGUUGCUGUGCUACGUCGUGAUGGGCUUUUUCCCCGCCCUGGUCAUCCUUUCGAUGCCCAACACUGAGGGCAUCUGGGAGCUGAUGACCGGCGGCGUCUUCUACUGCCUGGGCAUGGUGUUCUUCAAGAGUGACGGCAGGAUCCCCUUCGCCCACGCCAUCUGGCACCUCUUUGUGGCGCUCGGCGCCGGCACCCACUACUAUGCCAUCUGGAGGUACCUCUACCUGCCCAGCUCCCUGCAGACCAAGGUGUCCAAGUGAGGUGGCCCAGACGCCACAUGCCCUCGGGCUCCUGGAUGCCGCAGGCGUUCCGGAAACCCCAGCUGGAGGAGCUUGGUGCCUCGGCCUGACCGCCCCUCCGGGGGUGCAGGGCAGCGGGGUGGGGAGUGGGGGGUGUCUGGAUGGGGCCGCGUUCGCUUCUAGUGGCAGCCGGACUGCCCCUGGGGUCCCCAGGGAGAGGGUGGGCACUUAGUCGUUGCACAGAGGAGAGUAACCCUGUAACGCGUUUGUUUUAGACCAGUGUUUACUAACCACAACCAGCACCCACAUACUCAGAGAAGGGGGCAGGACGGGCCAAGAUGGGCUGCUCUCAGGGUCCCGGGGACCCUCGGUGGGGGGAGGAGGAGCCUGCUGGAGAAUCGUCCUCUGUUCCAGAAAGGUGAAUGUCCGCAACCUGGGCAGACAUCACCAAUCAAUCGCAGCCCAUGUGAGGCGCCGGGAUUCUUUGCAAUCCAGUGGUCUAGGCAGCCACUGGCGAUGCACUGGGCCCUGGUGAUGGACCCUCUGUGCCUCUCCCGGCUGGGGAGCCGUGAACAAGGGCAGGUGCAGCUGCCUUGGGGUUGGUUCUGGCACAUCCCAGGCCACAGCAGGGCUCCUCCACCUGCAGUCCCAUGCGUCCAAGCCGCCGCUCAGUCGUCGUCCACGCACAUCCCCCAAACCAGCGGCCUCUGAGCUGGAGGGGCUUUCGGGCUAGGUUUUGGGUUCCAUCCCCUGGGCACGCACGUGUAAGUGUGAGCGCUCACCAAGUGUCUCCCGCCAGCUGGGGUCAGGGUUGGGG
This is a messenger RNA of Oryctolagus cuniculus (rabbit), 2497 nucleotides long. The record is from RefSeq and is a predicted model, not a curated record. NCBI's taxonomy places the organism in Eukaryota, Metazoa, Chordata, Mammalia, Lagomorpha, Leporidae.